AUGGACAGAGCGACCAGUAAAAUGUCUAUCCGGACAACUGUGUCCACCUCCAGUCGUUUAUCACGAGGGACGUACCGCGGGGAAGUGACCCACCUCAAGAAUUGUUACGUCCACCACGACGAAGACCUGAUUCUAAUGUGCAAGAGCUGCAUCAAACCUAUAUGUCUCGUAUGCUCCAACACCGACCAUCACCAGCACGAAAUCGAGGCUCUGCCCAAAUAUAUCAGGCAUCAGAGGAGCGUUUUACAAUCCAAGUGUCGCGUUAUUAGAGAGUCCCAGCUUCCAAAAAUCCGAGACGCCAUCUCUUCUAUUAACGAGGCCACAACGAGGCGGAUCCAGGCCAUCAAAGACCAAGAACACAAACUCAUCAUGGCCGUUACCCAAGUAGCACAGAAACUGUUGUCAAAGUGCAGACACAUCGCCAAAUUACAGAAGACGAGGAUACUGGAACUGAAGGCCCAUGCAUCUGAUCUUAAAGAAUUCACAGAUUCGGUGGAGAAAAACACCGGGGAUUUUACCGACUCCGAACUAGUCAGUAUGGUUCAAAAGUACAACGCUUUACUCGGCAAAACCAAACAGCUAGACUCUCCAGAUGAAGCAAGCUUGAUGAAGUUCCAGAAAGGUGACUUACAGAUAGAUAAGUUGGAAUCUAUGUUUGGAUUUAUCGACACCAGUGAGUACGAUAAGAAAAUGCUCAUGAGGUAUAGAGUUGAAGAACCUGAAAAUAAGUUCCAUGUGAAGGAGAUUGGAAUCUUCACCAACGGCUCGGAGGCCAUAACCUCCCUGUUCCCAGUGUCCCCCACUAAUGCUUGGCUCUACAGCGACAAUUCCCGCCACAACAAGGAAGUGACGUUUAACGGGGAACUAAAACAUAUGAUGGAGCUAGGGGCGUACUCACGCGAUUUUUUCGUAGGGGAUGAGGGUAACCACGUAUAUGCAUGCACGGACAAAACCGUGAGAACAGUGUCGGUCGAGAAAGUAGAUAUUCUUUUUAGUACCAAGCCAUUACUUCCUUUAUCGCUGUGCAAAUCUGGCCCUGGGGAAAUUUUACUUUCGUUGGUGGACAAUCUAUCGAACUCUCGCUCUCGUUCUAGUACUCGUGUAGUGCAAAGAAUGACACUCUCAGGUCAAGUGAACGCCACGUAUCAGUACGAAAACGAUGGGAAAACGCCACUCUUCACAAAGCCAUACCGAAUAGCGCUGUCUAGUCAUAAAGACAUCAUCGUAGCCGACCAAACAGGAUCUCAUUCUGGAAGGCUCUGUGUUCUGGACUUGGAUGGACGUGUUCGAUUCUUUUACGAGGGGAAAGGCGGAAAAAGGGAUUUUAAACCCAGUGGCGUAUGUUGUGACGUAGAAAAUAACGUGAUUGUGGCGGACAGCGCUAAUCACACCAUUCACAUUAUUAAUCAAGAUGGCGAGUUUCUGCGUUACCUACUGACAAAGAAAGAUGGACUUGUUUACCCUUUCUCCGUUGCCAUGUUCAGAGAUGUACUGUGGAUCGGAGGGUACUACGGCCUUAUAAAGGUGUAUAAGGUCAAACACAUUAAAUGA
This is a messenger RNA of Saccostrea echinata, 1551 nucleotides long. RefSeq names its product E3 ubiquitin-protein ligase TRIM71-like. Gene Ontology annotation, cellular component: nucleoplasm; chromatin. Lineage: Eukaryota; Metazoa; Mollusca; Bivalvia; Ostreida; Ostreidae. Gene Ontology annotation, biological process: positive regulation of DNA-templated transcription. Bases 1 to 1551 code for a protein of 516 amino acids. The transcript has a single exon. Gene Ontology annotation, molecular function: zinc ion binding; protein binding; ubiquitin-protein transferase activity. The record is from RefSeq and is a predicted model, not a curated record.